CACGCAAAUUAUACGUAGUACAUAUCUACCUGCUAUAUUAAAAUACUAUUUAAAAGGACCCUGUAGCCGUUAACACAAGAAAAUGAGUAAAAAACGUCGGAUCAACUUAAGACAAACUGCUCGUGUAAACUAUUAUGAACCAGAAGAGCCGAAUUUGGAUGAGUAUGUUUUUUGCUCUGAAUGUGGUGAUUUUGUUUAUGAAUAUUGCUCAAUUCAUGGUCCACUGCUCGUGAUUCCUGAUGAUAAGGUACCCUUAAACCCUGAUGUUCCAUCCUUCGUCCCUCGUGCGGCCCUCACCAUUCCUCAUGUGUUCCUCCACCUCAACUAUUCCAGUAUUCCAGGUGCCGGUCUUGGUGUCUUCACAACCUUAACGCUGCCGCGCGGCGUCCGGUUUGGUCCCUACAGGGGAAGCAAGAGUGACAAAAUUAAGUCUUCGUAUUGUUGGCAGAUCCGGGAUGCCAAUAACCGGCCAUGCCACGUCAUGGACGCUUCGGACGCCAACAACUCCAAUUGGAUGCGCUAUGUCAACUGCUCCAGACAUUGGUUCGAGCAGAACCUUGUUGCGUACCAGUACAGAGGACAGAUAUACUACAGAACGAUCAAAAUUAUACCUCGAUUCACUGAGUUAAUGGUAUUUUACGGCAGCGAAUUUGCUUGUGAGCUGGGUAUAGAUCUGAAGAAAUACAACGCUCCUAGCACCUAUGCCCAGAAACUAGGGACGCAAAAAACAACACAAGAUGACGUGAAAAAAACGACUAUCCCUGUAAAUAGUACACAACUGGUAGCAAUAUCAAAGGAAGACAUAUCAGUAGAAGAUAAGUUAAAAACAAUAGACGGGAAAAUUCAAGAAAAUACAGUGAACUUAACACAUGAAGAAAAGGACCUUGAAAAGAUACAUAACCUGUUCCACUUAGGAAGAGCUGACAAAGCUGAUCUGGGCAGGGCUGCCACUCUUAACUCCUCCCUCCCCUAG
Aricia agestis (brown argus) is the source of this 973-nucleotide messenger RNA. Its product is annotated as histone-lysine N-methyltransferase set-17-like. Bases 83 to 973 code for a protein of 296 amino acids. Gene Ontology annotation, cellular component: nucleus. Gene Ontology annotation, molecular function: histone methyltransferase activity; protein binding. NCBI's taxonomy places the organism in Eukaryota, Metazoa, Arthropoda, Insecta, Lepidoptera, Lycaenidae. The record is from RefSeq and is a predicted model, not a curated record. The transcript is spliced from 10 exons.